Molecule: messenger RNA, 8285 nt
Organism: Passer domesticus (house sparrow)
Lineage: Eukaryota; Metazoa; Chordata; Aves; Passeriformes; Passeridae
Product: protein NYNRIN-like
Exons: 1
Coding region: 1495-4800 (1101 amino acids)
Biological process (GO): DNA integration
Molecular function (GO): RNA-DNA hybrid ribonuclease activity; nucleic acid binding
Source: RefSeq, a predicted model, not a curated record
UUCGGAUCCUCAGAGGAUUGGGUAAGGCAAAUCCUGAAUAUUUGGGUAAACAGCAAGAAACCCCCCUGUACUAAAGAAGAAAGUGAUUAUGCAAAGGUGUGGGUGGAAAAACCAGAAGUGUUUCUUUUUAAACUCUCUGAAGUGCCAAAAGGGAAAAAGAGCAGGAAAAAUGGAAGUAGACCAGAAGAAACCCUAGUGCCUCCCCCACCCUAUGUACCCCCACCCCAGGAACAGGAAGUGGCAGCCCCUCCGAAUGCACCGACAGGGACAGACUCAGAUUCGGAUGGACCUGAGUAUACAGGACCAGCGACCCGAAGUCGAACCAAAAAGGGUUUAUACCCCUUAAGGGAGAUGCCUAUGGGGGGACCACAGGCAGGUAUAGGGUUUGUGUCGGUGCCCCUGAGCUCGGGAGAUGUCAGGGAAUUUAAGAAAGAAAUGGGACACCUCUUGGAGGAUCCGCUUGGGGUUGCUGAACGGGUAGACCAAUUUUUAGGGCCCAACAUGUAUACCUGGGAAGAAUUACAAUCUAUACUGAACAUUUUAUUUACGGCAGAAGAGAAAAAUAUGAUUAGAAGGGAAGGGAUGCGCAUUUGGGAUACGCAGCAUGCGCAGGGGCCGGCAGCAGACAUAAAAUGGCCAUUACAAAACCCCAAUUGGGACCAUCAAAACCCGGCCCAUAGGGUCCACAUGCAGGAUCUCAGAACGAUAAUCGUGCAAGGAAUUAGGGAAUCUGUUCCGAGAGGGCAGAAUAUUAACAAAGCCUUUAAUGAAAGACAAAAGAAGGAUGAGACCCCCACCGAAUGGCUGGAGAGACUGAGAAAGAACUUUCAGUUAUACUCAGGAAUGGAUCCGGAUGGGCAGAUGGGGCAGGCAGUACUAAAGGUACAUUUUGUUUCCAAAUCCUGGGAAGACAUCAGAAAGAAAAUACAAAAGUUGGAAGAUUGGCAAGAUAGAGGAUUAGAUGAGUUGUUAAGGGAAGCUCAGAAAGUGUACGUGAGAAGGGAAGACGAGAGAGAUAGGAGGCAGGCUCGGAUAAUGGUGGCAGCUGUGCGCGAAAGCCAGGGGUUAGAUAGGAGAUUCGAGCAGAGCAGAAGGGAACCGAGACGGAACGAACCAUCCCCAGGGAAGUGGAAAGGUCCAAGGGAAAAGCAGGAGUUAAAGGUGUGUUUUUACUGUGGGAGAAGAGGACACUUUAAGAGGGAGUGCCGGAUGCGGAUCCGAGAUGAGAAGGAGUUCAAGGAGAAUUAGGGGGGUCAGGGGCUCUACCUCUUGGGGACCCAGAAACAUCAAAGGGAGCCCUUGAUAAAAUUGAAGGUGGGUCCCCAGGGCCAGGAAGUUAUCUUCCUGGUCGACACUGGAGCUGAGAGAUCUACGCUCCAGUCGUUACCUAAAGGGUGUAAAUUAUCAAAAGAAACUGCCACGGUAGUGGGAGCAAAAGGGGAACCUUUUGAAGUUAAGAUAAUAAAGGAAGUACCGGUGGAAUCAGAUUCCAAAAUGGGUAUUGGAAACUUUUUAUUAGUACCAGAAUCAGACUAUAACCUAUUAGGUAGAGACAUGAUUGUAGAAUUAGGCAUUCAAAUUGAAGUGGUAGAACAGGAGAUUCGGAUCAAGCUGUGCCCCUUAAGAUUAGAGGAUGAGAAGAAAAUUAACCCUGAAGUAUGGUAUAGUCCUGACAGUGCCGGAAGACUGGAAAUUACUCCCUUUAAAGUAACAAUUAGAAACCCGGAGAUUCCAGUAAGAAUAAAACAGUACCCGAUGUCCUUGGAAGGGAGAAAAGGGUUGAAACCAGAGAUUGACCGACUAAUCAGUCAAGGAUUGUUGGAACCUUGCAUGUCUCCUUAUAAUACUCCAAUUCUCCCUGUAAAGAAACCAAACAGGUCCUAUCGCCUAGUACAUGACCUAAGGGAAAUAAAUAAGAGAACAAUAGCUAGAUUUCCGGUGGUAGCAAACCCUUAUACAUUAUUGAGUAAACUAAGCCCGGACAACCACUGGUAUAGUGUAAUAGACCUAAAGGAUGCCUUUUGGGCUUGUCCCUUGGAUGAGGCAAGUAGAGAUUACUUUGCCUUUGAAUGGGAAGAUCCAGAAACUGGAAGGAAACAACAACUCAGAUGGACAGUAUUACCCCAAGGAUUUACAGAAUCCCCGAACUUAUUUGGACAAGCCUUAGAACAAAUUCUAGAGAAUUACCAGACAGAUGCUGGAGUAACCCUGAUACAAUAUGUAGAUGAUUUAUUAUUAGCAGGAAAAGAAGAGGAAGAAGUAAGAAGAGAAAGUAUAAGGCUUUUAAAUUUCCUGGGACUUAAAGGUUUAAAGGUUUCAAGGGCUAAAUUACAGUUUGUGGAAGAAGAAGUAAAGUAUUUAGGGCACUAUUUGAGACGGGGUGAGAAAAGAAUAGACCCAGAAAGGGUACAGGCUAUUUUAUCAUUACCAAUACCCAAGAAUAAGAGACAAAUCAGGCAAAUCUUGGGUUUAACAGGGUACUGUAGACAGUGGAUUGAAAACUACAGUAGCAAGGCCAGAUUCUUGUAUCAAAAACUGACUCAGGAUGGAUUGAUGAAAUGGACUCAAGAGGAUACUGAAAAUUUGAAGGAACUGAAGGAAAGUUUAGUACAUGCCCCUGUUUUAAGCCUCCCUGAUUUAAAAAGAUCCUUUUAUUUAUUUGUCAAUAUAGAGGGAGGAGUUGCCUUCGGGGUACUUACCCAAGAAUGGGCAGACAAAAAGAAACCUGUAGCGUAUUUAUCAAAACUUUUGGACCCCGUAAGCAGGGGAUGGCCCACAUGUUUACAAAUAUUGGCUGGGUGCGCCUUACUAGUUGAAGAAGCUAAGAAAAUUACCUUCAACAGUAGCCUUAAGGUUUACUCUCCCCAUAAUAUCAGGAGUGUAAUGCAACAGAAAGCGGACAAAUGGAUAUCUGAUGCUAGGCUCCUAAAAUAUGAAGGGAUUUUACUAGAAGCACCAAAUUUUACCCUAGAAACAACUGCAAUUCAAAAUCCAGCUACCUUUUUGUUCGGGAGCAUAGAGCAAGAACCUUUAACACACAAUUGCUUGAUAACUAUUGAGGAACAAACCAAGAUCAGGCCUGAUCUGGAAGAAGAAGAAUUAGAUAAAGGAGAAAGGUUGUUUGUAGAUGGAUCCUCCCGGGUGAUAGAGGGGAAACGGCAAUCAGGGUACGCCAUCAUUGGGGGCAAAGGCUUACAAGUAGUGGAAUCAGGGGCCUUGGAUAAAUCUUGGUCAGCACAAGCCUGUGAACUGUACGCCAUCCUUCGGGCUUUAAAACUUUUAAAAGGAAAAGAGGGAACAAUAUAUACUGAUUCUAAAUAUGGGUUUGGGGUAGUACAUACCUUCGGAAAACUAUGGGAAGAAAGGGGACUAAUCAACUCACAAGGGAAGGGAUUAGUUCACCAGCAAUUGAUAGCUGGGGUAUUGCAAGCCCUGAGGGGGCCAAAAAGGAUAGCUGUAGUACAUCUGAAAGGCCACCAAACAGGAACAGACCUCAAGACUAGGGGUAAUAAUGCAGCAGAUCAGGAGGCAAAACGGGCAGCAGCAAGGGAAAUGGUUUUAAGGGAAAACUCAGGAGAGCAAGAUAGACAAAGGGCAAAUACGGAAUUAGUCUUCACCCCCGAAGAGGAGGAUAAGUUAAAAAAACUAGAAUUGUCCAAGAAUAAUGGGAAAUGGAUAACCCAGGAUGGGCGGGAAAUAUUACCCAAAGCAGUAGCCCAACGAAUUCUGUAUAAAUUACACCAAAGCACACACUGGGGAGCCCAAGGGUUAGCAGACCAUUUCGCAACUAAGUACAUGACUAUUGGGUUACACGACAUUGCUAAAUAUAUCACCAAGAGCUGUCCCACUUGUUUACGGGUUAAUCGAAGCAACUUGAGGAAACUACCUCCUGGAGGGCGGCCUUUAGCAAAAAGGCCAUUUUCGAAUAUACAAAUUGAUUUUACAGAACUACCUAAAGUGGGGCGAAUCAGAUACCUUUUGGUGAUAGUAGACCACCUUACACACUAUGUGGAGGCGUUCCCAACUACUAGAGAAACUGCCCAAACUGUAGUAAAAACCUUGCUAGAAGAAAUAGUACCAAGGUAUGGGGUACCUGAGACUAUAGAUUCAGAUAAAGGGCCACAUUUUACCUCAAAGGUAACACAAGAUUUGGCUAAUGCACUGGGAAUAAAAUGGGAACAACAUACCCCCUAUCAUCCUCAAAGCUCGGGACGGGUGGAGAGAAUGAACGGGGAAAUAAAAAAGCAAUUAACCAAAUUAGUAUUAGAGACCAAGUUGUCGUGGGUAAAAUGUAUACCGCUGUCCCUGCUGAAUGUUAGGACACAACCACGAGCAGAUAUGGGCCUAUCUCCUUUUGAAAUGUUGUAUGGGAUGCCUUAUAACCUAGAAAAGGUACAGUCAAAUCCCAAUAUAAGUGAUCAGAAUUUGAACCACUACCUAACUAUUUUGGCAAAGUACAGAAAAAGUUUGUGGGAAAAAGGAAUGUGGGCCCAGAGACCUCCUCUAAAUCUUGUAUUACACCAGGUUCAGCCAGGAGACUGGGUGUUAAUCAAGAGCUGGAAAGAAAACCCUUUAACCCCAAAGUGGGAAGGCCCAUAUCUCACCCUGCUUACCACAGACACUGCUGUACGGACAGCCGAAAGAGGGUGGACUCACGCCAGCAGAAUAAAAGGACCAGUGAACCCUUCCAACUUCCCUGAACAUCCACAGAACCCUCAGUGGAGAAUAAAAGGACCCCCAGACGGCCUAAAACUAACUCUCACUAAAACCCCAGAAAUGGGACAUCACCCUGAUGACUGAGCAAUGGGAAAGACUGGGACGGGCUGACCAAAGGAGAGUCCAACAGAAACUGUCAUUAAUUCUGCAGCCAUAUUUACUAAGUUUAGCACGCUUUAAUUCGGCAGCUCGAGAGGCCAUAACGAACCCCCCGGACAACUGGGUUUGGUGGAUUGAGACUUAUAAAUAUCAGGAAGAACCUUCGUUCCGACCCCUUAGACGCAGUCCAUGUUGUAAUUGCGGCAAGGAGUGCUGCGAAGCAUGGGUAGCGUUCAGGUGCGGGGGUUGCCAUAAAGUGUAUUGGACAGUACAAAGGGUAUUGAAUGAAUUGCGGUGUGGGCAAUGUCGGAGUAGAGACCUCAGAGAGGACGACUGGAGUCUUGCACUAGAGCAGGAAAAUAGAGUACCCUAUUCUCAAUUUAGGGCAGUUUAUGAAACCCCAGAACAAUUGUUAUUAGCCUGGGCUCGAUGGGAAGUCAAAGGAUGGCUGCGUAAGUGUUCAGAGAUAGCUCACUCUCUCAUAGUGAGUACUAAGUGUUUAUAUACGGUUCCCUCCCUGAGAACUUCAGUAAUAGGACCUAUCCCAGAGGGCAAGACUCCAGAGGACGCUUUAGCGGACCGGGUUGCGAAAUUAUACUUAUAGCUGAUAACUGUAAACUUAGUUGUAAGGAGAAGUGGUGGAUUCACUGCCAGAGGGGGAGGGGUUCCCCGAGGUGUACACCCACCCUGUUGGGAAUAAUAGAGGGAUCUAACCAACCGAGGUUUUGAAAUAUAAAGUAGCCACCUGGGAAUUAAGAAAGAGACCCCUUGCGUGGCGGAAAAUCUAUCCUAAAGAAAUGGAUCCAGAGCUUUACUGUUAUCACCCUAUCGAGCCCUUUAUUCUGCCUGCUGUCGAUAUUUUAGAGACCAAGUGCCAGAAAGAAAGUGGGAGAGAGGAGUUGAACCCAUCCCCGAGGAGAAUUCUUGCUGCCGAGAAGAUGAGUUACCCCGUAGCUCGGAGCAACCGAGUUGACGGGUUAGGCAGAGGAAUGAUCCAUGGGGAAGGGCGACUCUUACACGGCACCAGAAAUAAAGACCACAAUAUGACGAUGGCGAAACUGGGCGAGGGGAAUAACAGAGGGGAGAAGGCAAAGCAGAGAACUAAUAGAAUGAACCACUCUGGCAGUAGGUCCUUCCAUUUUUCCAGGUGGGGCUGGAACGUGUGGAUAAUGCUAAUGAUGUCUGGGGCAAAAGCCAGCGUGUCGCACGAGCCCUUUAAAUGGUCUCUAGUUAGAUGGGAAGAUCAGAAAGUAAUCAAGAACCUUACCCAGCCAGGAGCCCCGGCCUUUUGUGUUUACUUAACUGAAUUGCUCACCAUAUGGCCCGGAGAUGUUCCAACAAGCCCCCACAACCCCCAGAGACGAUAUAAAGCCUUUUACAUGUGUCCAGCCUCGAAUCCCGGGAAGUCUUAUUGUAAUUACCCUGGAUAUAAUUAUUGUGCAUAUUGGGGAUGUGAGACUAUAGCACUGGGAUUCUCCCCCGGAGGAGGGCCGGAUAGAUACUUAAGGGUGAACCGUGGGCCCCCAGGAUGUCAGGACCCACGUUAUGGGUAUGAUGGGAUAAUACAGGGAGGAAACUCGCAGUGGUGCCAGUACAUAUGUUUAAAUGUAACACAACCUGAAGAUUCUAGUUGGUUCAUGGGGAGAACAUGGGGUCUACAACUCUGGGAACCAGGAAGGGAUAGAGGAGGGAUGAUUUUGAUAAAGAAGGAGGCAGCACCAGUAGAUAGUCGAGCGGUGGGGCCUAAUAGCUUAAUAACUGGAGGAAUACAGAAUGCAAACACCUCCGAGGUAGAAAAUUCCACCGCGGGAUCAAGUGAGUGGCCACUAACUGACCAAAUCACCCAAGAGCAUAGCAUGUUAUGGAAAGUAAUGCAAGCAGCAUUUGGAGUUUUAAACCAUACAAACCCAAAUUUGACAAAGGAAUGUUGGUUGUGCUUUGCUGUUGCUCCUCCCUUCUACGAGGCUAUAGGUACUACAGCAGAGCUUCGCAGAAUUAAUGGAUCUAAUCCACGAGAAUGUUAUUGGAAAAAGGGAACAGAUAGAACUCCAGGUAUAUCAGUAGCUCAAGUAACAGGGAAAGGGAAAUGUAUAGGGAAGAUCCCCAAGGACAAACAACAUUUGUGUAACAUCAUAGCAGACACCGGAAAAGGAAAAGGACAACCCGCUCAAUGGCUCCUCCCGGCAGAGAAUGCCAAAUGGGUGUGUAAUACUUUGGGAAUAACUCCAUGCAUAUCCAUACCUCAUUUUAACGAAUCUUCCGAGUACUGCAUACAGGCGGUGAUACUCCCCCGGGUUAUAUAUCACCCAAAGGAGUACGUAUACGAACAUCAGACCGUGUCCGAAUAUCAUUUGAUGAAAAGGGAGCCCUUCACAGCCUCAGCUCUCACGUUAGCUAUAUUGCUAGGGAUAGGAGGAGCAGGAGUAGGAACAGGGGCAGCCGCUCUAGUAAACCAGCAGAAGGGAAUGAGGGACCUAAGAGUGUCAGUAGACGAGGAUUUAAGUAGAAUUGAAAAGGCCAUAGAUGGACUAGUAAAAUCAGUAAGAUCAUUAUCAGAAGUAGUGCUCCAGAAUAGACGAGGGUUAGACUUACUGUUUUUGCAACAAGGAGGGCUGUGUGUAGCAUUACGAGAGGAAUGUUGCAUGUAUGCAGAUCACACUGGAAUAGUAAUAGAUACCAUGGCCGAGCUCAGGAAGCAAUUGGAAAAACGUAAAAAGGAAAGGGAAGCACAGCAAAACUGGUAUGAAUCAUGGUUCAACCACUCUCCUUGGCUCACAACACUCUUGUCCACUAUAGCAGGACCCCUAAUAUUAUUCAUCUUAACAUUGACCUUUGGGCCCUGUAUUUUCAACAAACUAAUUAACAUAGUAAAAGGAAGAUUAGAGGCUGCCCAUCUCAUGCUCAUUAGGGCGAAAUAUGAACCUUUGAAUGGAGGGGAGACAGAGGAUUACCUGGAACUCAGCAGAAGGGAGCUUGCCAGAUUCAGUGAACAAAAAGAGUAAAAUAGAAGAAGGGGGGAUUGUGAUGGGAAUAUGACCUUUUUGUUCACUAAAAACAGGAGGGAAUAUAUUGUAAAUAAGUAACUGUCAGUUGGAAUGUGAUGACUGUGAGGGGAACAUGACCUUGUUGUUCACUAGAAACCGGGGGGGAAUAUAGUGUAAAUAAGUAACUGCCAGUUAGAAUGUGAUAACUAGCUUACGAACUUGAGAAACCGCAAAAGACAAACACUGCCGAGCUAAUCAACCACAAGUUGUUCCAAGUCUUAGGCUCAAGGACUUCAUCAGCGACCACCAGAAGGCAGGAGAAGACCCCCUGGCAGCAAAGCGAACAUGCGCGGAGAGAGACACCGGAAGGAGGAAGAAUGGGGGCAUAAAAGGAGAACGGGACAACCCUCGGCGCGGUAGUUGGUGGAGCGAGGACUCCCCUGCCGCCCAGCGCUGCAUUUUGCUUUUUCUUUUCUGUAAUAAUAA